UGAAACCGUACACAAGCAGUACUGUGUAAAGCACGAACGCCAACGAUAUUGUGAUCAUCACGUACAUGAAGAGAUUGAGCUCUGGUUCACGGAAACGGGUUUUCUUCAACCACUCCAGCACCUCGAGUUCGGUGUCCAGACUUCCUGCGCAUAGCGUAAAACAUACACGACACGGUUGCAGUAAGACAAAAGAAAAUUCGAUUUGAUAAAUGAAUAACGGAAUAGCCAGUUGUGACAACAUAGUGGUUUUCACAUAGAUUUGAACCUGACAAGAUGUUUUCUCAUUCAAGAGUUAAAAUCGCUAUUAUUGGAGCCGGACCAGUUGGAUCGUUGUGUGCAUGUUUUAUGGCAGAAAAUGGGUAUGACGUUACUGUCUACGAAAGUCGAAAAGAUAUAAGACUUGAAAAAUCAACAUCAGGACGUUCUAUAAAUUUGGCUUUGUCAGAAAGAGGUAUUAACGCUCUACAAUUUAUCGGUCUCGAUAAUAUUGUUAUUGAAGAACUCACAGAACCUAUGUACGGUAGAAUGAUCCAUUCAAUUGAUGGCCAGAAAUAUAGCAUUAUGUAUGAUGUUAACAAAAACAAGUGUUUAUAUUCUGUUAGCAGAAAGGAACUCAAUGCAUUUUUAUUAACAAAACUUGAAAACUAUUCAAAUGUAAAAUUAAACUUUUCGCAUAAACUCGUCAAUGUUGAUUUUAAUUCUAAGCUACUAACAUUUCAAAAAUUAUUAGAAAACCAAUUAGAAACUGUAAAACCGGAUAUAAUUAUUGGAUGCGAUGGGGCUCACUCUGUUAUUCGUAAACAUAUGACUCGUCUGCCAAUGUUUAAUUAUUCGCAGACAUAUAUAGAUCAUGGUUAUUUUGAAAUAAACUUGCCAUCAACUGAAACAAAAGAUACUUUAACUCCGGGCCAUCUUCAUAUUUGGCCGAGAAAUACAUUUAUGUUGAUAGCACUACCAAAUAAAGAUAAAUCUUGGACUUGCACUUUGUUCAUGCCAAUGGAUAAAUUUCCAUUGAUAUUAGAAUCUGAAAAAGAAGAGAUUUUACGUUUUUUUAAUGAAUAUUUUAAGGAUUUUAUGGAUUUGAUUCAACCGGAAUAUUUAUUAAACCAAGUAACAAAUGGAGAAGCAAGAACUCUUAUUUCUAUUAAAUGUAACCCAUAUCACGUUAAUGAUAGUUUUCUGUUAAUGGGAGACGCUGCUCACGCUAUUGUACCUUUUUAUGGUCAAGGAAUGAACGCUGGUUUUGAAGAUUGCACAAUUUUGAAUCAACUUCUCGAAGAGUUCGACCAUGAUUUAAAAACUGUUAUUAAAACAUUUACAUCUAGAAGAAUUCAAGAUGCGGAAGCUAUUAGUGAUUUAGCAUUAUACAACUAUAUUGAAAUGCGUGAUUUAGUUGCUCGUAAAAGCUUUCUGUGGCGAAAAAAACUGGAUAACAUACUAAAUAAAUGGUUUCCUCAAACGUGGAUAUCGCUUCAUAGUGCAGUUUCUUUUACGACAAUUAGCUAUAAACAAUGUAAACUUGACAAUCAGUGGCAAGACCAAGUUUUAUUUAGAAUUUUUAUUCUAUUCGCAACAUUUUUCUCUAUCGCUUUGUAUUUUAUUUUUGCUGCAAUAAUGUCAAAAACAUUACAGUAAAACAAAGUGCACACAUACCUACGACAUAUCAACUAUAAUAAUUGAUUCAGAAUACGGCAUUAUGAACAAGAUUUAUUAUAUAUUACUCAAUAUACCCGUACAUUAUAAAAUAAUUUUAAAUUAUCGUUAAUGCACACAUGUACAUGUACAAGUUAAAUAAUUUAAGGAAACAAUUCUAAACAAUUCUAAAGGAAAUCGAUAUAAUUUUUGGUGGUCGUUUAUUAUCUUUAAAAUUGUAACGUCAAUGUAUACUAUGUUUUAAGA
Molecule: messenger RNA, 1899 nt
Organism: Rhopalosiphum maidis (corn leaf aphid)
Lineage: Eukaryota; Metazoa; Arthropoda; Insecta; Hemiptera; Aphididae
Gene: cn
Product: kynurenine 3-monooxygenase
Exons: 13
Coding region: 274-1635 (453 amino acids)
Biological process (GO): NAD+ metabolic process; quinolinate biosynthetic process; L-tryptophan catabolic process
Cellular component (GO): mitochondrial outer membrane
Molecular function (GO): kynurenine 3-monooxygenase activity; NAD(P)H oxidase H2O2-forming activity; FAD binding
Source: RefSeq, a predicted model, not a curated record